Capronia coronata CBS 617.96 is the source of this 747-nucleotide messenger RNA. RefSeq lists its product as uncharacterized. The transcript has a single exon. Lineage: Eukaryota; Fungi; Ascomycota; Eurotiomycetes; Chaetothyriales; Herpotrichiellaceae. Gene Ontology annotation, molecular function: oxidoreductase activity. Bases 1 to 747 code for a protein of 248 amino acids. The record is from RefSeq and is a predicted model, not a curated record.
AUGACGAACUACAACAUCAUAAUCACCUCAGACGUCGUAUGCCCAUGGUGUUACAUUGGGCAUAGCAGGCUCUCCAAAGCCAUCGCCGAACACAAAAAGCAUUAUCCAGACGACAAGUUCCAGAUGAAAUACCUGCCUUUCUACCUGAACCCGCCUCCUCAACUCACGACCACCAACGGCCCAGUCCCGCCGCCGUUCCCCGUACAAUCGCGCCCGCGGAGGGAGAUGUACGCGGCCAAAUUCGGUGCGGAGCGGGCCAAGCAGCUGGAGGCCAUGAUGACACAGGUCGCGGCGGGCGAGGGUCUCAACUUCAAAUUCGGUGGCAUGACGGGCCCCAGUCGCAAUGGCCAUCGGCUGGUCUAUUGGGCGCAGCACCAUGGCGGAGAGGAGGCCCAGAAUAAGGUCAUGCUGGGUCUGUGGAAACGCUAUUUCGAACAGGAGGUCGACAUCACCACCCUGGACACGCUCGUCGAGGUCGGUCUCGAAGCUGGUCUCGGCAGCAAGGAGCAAAUCAAGGAGUACUUGGAAAGCGGGAAGGAUGGAGAGGAGGUCGAUAGAAUAGCGGAAGAGGCAAGGUUGAAAGGCAUCAGCGGCGUUCCGCACUACGAGAUCAACGAGCGCUGGGAAGUCAGUGGUGCUCAAGAGCCGUCGGCCUUUACGAGGUUGUUUCAGCGCUGGAAGGAUCUGGAGGCAAAGGGCCAGGUCGCUGGCUCUGGGGCGAAUUCCACAAGCGGAGAUGGGUGCUAG